AUGUCUAGAGGUGUUCUCCAGAACAAUCAGAAAGAGCAAAGUGUAUCUAAGGAUAAGGCUAUGCUUCAGACCGAGGAUAGUUCCAGCUCGAUAAAAAGCCGUGAUCACCUAAAACCCCCGUCGCGCCCAUCAUCUCAGAAAUUGGAACCUUCGUCAACAUCCGCUGGUCUCACAGGCCCUCCGGCGAGCGAAUCCCGACAUAGCAACAGUCGAAAUUCUAGAGAAUCAAGGCACAGCAUGUUGGGCCGGCGUCGAAACGGUAGCGCCUCUACCAACCGGUCAGCGGCUGCUACUAAUCCCACAAACACCCCUGCCUCCUCACAACCCAACUCCCCGGCUGGAGUUCCCCAAAGACGGAAGAAAGGCGGUCUUCUUGCCCUCCUCGGUUGCUGUGGCGUACCGGAUAAUGCCAACUCCCCUGAGGGCGGAGAAGAGCCUUUGGCUUCUCAUAAGCUGGACAAAAUUCCUCAGCGACCGUUGACAUCUAGUAGGCGAACGGCAACUCCGUCAGAGCAAACAACUGGCAGUAAAUCACAGAUCUACGAGAAGGAGAAGGACCCUCAGGCUCAGAGCGGACAAUCCACCCAGGAAACAAAACCUAAUAUCGCGUCACAAUCAACCACAGCUGAUCAGUCCGGGGUUAAUGAUCAGGAGACUGAAUCCAAACAAACGACCCUCGUAGCUCUACCUGGUCCAAGCACUACCGUCAAUCCUCAACUAUCCGAUAGCCACGACGUUGAGGUAUCAAAGGAGGAAGAGGAGGAUAUUGUAGAUUCCAAAGAUGAGGAUGGAGACUCAGAAAUGCCCGAUGCUGAUUCACACCGGGUAAAACUCCCCGUGGCCGCUUCCGAGGACAGCUAUCCUAAGACAGUUCCACCACCUCCGCCCCCGCCAAUAGCGGAUGAAGAACCAACUGUGGUCGAAGAUGAGAAGCUCGCGGUGGCAGAGGAACCCCAACAAAAGUUUCUUUUACCUCCUAUCGAGCCACGCUUCAAAGGGCGUAAAUGUCUCGUUUUGGAUCUUGAUGAAACCUUGGUCCACAGCUCUUUUAAAAUACUAAAUCAAGCUGAUUUCACCAUACCCGUUGAGAUCGAAGGGAACUACCACAACGUUUACGUAAUUAAACGACCUGGUGUGGACCAGUUCAUGAAGCGUGUGGGUGAACUUUAUGAAGUCGUCGUCUUCACGGCGUCUGUAUCUAAGUAUGGCGAUCCAUUGUUGGACCAGCUCGAUAUUCAUAAAGUCGUCCACCACAGGUUAUUCCGCGAAAGCUGCUACAACCACCAGGGAAAUUACGUCAAAGACUUAUCUCAAGUUGGACGUGAUCUCAAAGAUACAAUCAUCAUCGAUAACUCACCUACAUCCUAUAUCUUUCAUCCUCAGCAUGCUGUGCCCAUAAGCAGUUGGUUUUCGGAUGCACACGACAACGAAUUGUUAGAUCUAAUACCCGUUCUCGAGGACUUGGCUGGGCCUAAUGUCCAGGAUGUCAGCCUGGUCCUCGACGUCACUCUUUGA
Molecule: messenger RNA, 1515 nt
Organism: Xylaria bambusicola
Lineage: Eukaryota; Fungi; Ascomycota; Sordariomycetes; Xylariales; Xylariaceae
Product: HAD-like domain-containing protein
Exons: 3
Coding region: 1-1515 (504 amino acids)
Cellular component (GO): plasma membrane
Molecular function (GO): phosphoprotein phosphatase activity
Source: RefSeq, a predicted model, not a curated record